Punctularia strigosozonata HHB-11173 SS5 is the source of this 210-nucleotide messenger RNA. RefSeq lists its product as uncharacterized. Gene Ontology annotation, molecular function: methyltransferase activity. The transcript has 2 exons. Gene Ontology annotation, cellular component: nucleus. Lineage: Eukaryota; Fungi; Basidiomycota; Agaricomycetes; Corticiales; Punctulariaceae. The annotation marks the transcript as partial. The record is from RefSeq and is a predicted model, not a curated record.
CAACGACGUGUCAUUACUGUGAGAGAAGCUGCAAGGGCACAGGGGUAUCCAGACAGAUAUAUAUUCAUGCCUACACCUGAAAACAGCCUGAAGGAUGUUGAUCAUUAUGUUCGGCAAAUUGGCAAUGCUGUCCCAAUUCCACUGGGUUUAGCACUGGGGAAAUGUGUUGGUAAAAUGCUGCUACAGAACUGGGUACAAGCUUCAGAAUAG